AUGGCUACCUCUAAGGGCCUCCCUCGCGACACGUUCGCCAAGCUCUCCCCUCACCCCUUCCUCCUCGCAAACCUCCAGCCUCCCGCGCCCGCCAACGCCGCGAGAAGCAACGGCCGCGCACCCAACGAAGCUCGAAUCCCCAAUGUCAACACCUCCAGCUUGACCCAUGCCAACGGAAGCGCUGUGGUCCGUACGGGCGAUACAACCGUCAUCUGCGGUGUCCGUGCCGAGACACUUCUCGCCUCCGAUAUCCCCAACUUCCGCACCGCCGCGAAUCUCGAUGACGACAACGGCAAGCCCAGCUCAGAGCUGAAGGACUACGACCUGCUCGUCCCCAACAUCGAGCUCGCCACCGGCUGCGCGCCGCAGUUUCUCCCCGGCGUACCUCCCACCACACUCGCUCAGACUCUUAGCACGAGAGUAUACUCGCUGUUGCAUUCCUCCAACCUCGUUGAUCCAGAGAACCUGAGAAUAUGGUACACUCGCCCUACCGAGAAUGCCGGAGCAGAGGACGAUGGAGAUGACAAGAUGGACGAGGACGAAGAGAAGCCCGAGGGCGAAAAGGUUGUCAUGGCGUACUGGGUUCUGUACAUCGACAUUUUCUUCAUCUCCUUCGACGGCAACCCCUUCGACAUUGCCUGGGCCGCUAUCCUGGCCGCCCUCCGCGACACAACAAUCCCCGUCGCACGAUGGGACGCAGACCGCGAGAUGGUCGUCUGCACCCGAGAGAGCCUCAAGCCCCUGACGCUGCACGGCUUUCCCGUCGCGUGCACAGCCGGCGUCUUCACAGGAAAGGAGACGGCGGACCGGCCCGCCGCCGGCAAGUUCUGGACUCUGGUCGACCCGGACAGGUUGGAGGAGAGUCUAUGUGAUGAAGAGGUUACGGCAGUGGUGGAUCGAAGUGAGGGAGAGACGAAGGUAUUGGUGAUAUCAAAGCAUGGUGGAACGGUACUGCAGCCGCAGCUCAUACGGGAGUUUGUGGGCGUUGCGGAGCAGAGAUGGGAGCAGUUUUACAAGGCCAUGGCAUGA
Colletotrichum phormii is the source of this 1029-nucleotide messenger RNA. Its product is annotated as exosome complex exonuclease RRP43. NCBI's taxonomy places the organism in Eukaryota, Fungi, Ascomycota, Sordariomycetes, Glomerellales, Glomerellaceae. Gene Ontology annotation, molecular function: mRNA 3'-UTR AU-rich region binding. Gene Ontology annotation, biological process: TRAMP-dependent tRNA surveillance pathway; U4 snRNA 3'-end processing; U5 snRNA 3'-end processing. The coding region runs from base 1 to 1029 and encodes 342 amino acids. The record is from RefSeq and is a predicted model, not a curated record. The transcript has a single exon. Gene Ontology annotation, cellular component: nuclear exosome (RNase complex); cytoplasmic exosome (RNase complex).